Molecule: messenger RNA, 1263 nt
Organism: Naumovozyma castellii
Lineage: Eukaryota; Fungi; Ascomycota; Saccharomycetes; Saccharomycetales; Saccharomycetaceae
Gene: PDX1
Product: Pdx1p
Exons: 1
Coding region: 1-1263 (420 amino acids)
Source: RefSeq, a predicted model, not a curated record
AUGUUGUCCUAUAAUGCAAUGAGGUCAUGUCUUCAGGGGCAAACAAGAAGGUCGUUGAUAAGGAGUAUACAUCUGAGUAGAAGUUUACUCAGUGCGCAGAAGUUCACUAUGCCGGCCAUGUCUCCCACCAUGGAGAAAGGUGGAAUUGUAUCCUGGAAGUUCAAAGUUGGGGAACCAUUUUCCAGUGGUGAUGUGCUCCUAGAAGUUGAGACCGAUAAGGCUCAAAUCGAUGUUGAAGCGCAAGAUGAUGGGAAGUUGGCUAAAAUUUUAAAGGGUGAUGGUAGUAAGGAUGUUGAUGUAGGUGAGACAAUUGCAUAUCUUGCUGAUGUUGACGAUGAUUUGUCUACAUUGAAGAUCUCAGCAGAGGAGGAAGAACAAGUAAAGGUCACACCAGUAUCGAAGGUGGAAGAGAAGACAACCAGUGGAAAUAAGGAGCCACUUCAAAAUACUAAAAAAGCUAAAGAAUCUCCCAUUGCAACUGACAAGAAUGGUGUGUUGCAAGUUGCUAAGAGUAACCAAACGUUAUUACCAUCUGUAUCUUUACUGUUAGCAGCAAAUAAUAUUUCCAAAGAAGACGCAAUCAGGAACAUCAAGGCUUCAGGGAGAGAUGGGUUAUUAUUGAAAGGGGAUGUGCUUGCUUAUUUAGGGAAGAUACCGGAAAGCUCGUUGAUAAAAGUGUCAGAAUAUGUCAAGAAUAAGGAGAAGCAGGACUUUUCCCAUAUUGAGCUGGGCAGUCUUACCAAGGCAGAGCCACCGCAAUCUGAGAAAUUGGAAGACAAGGCGAUAGAGAAGAUCAGCAAAGAGCCUGUCUUGUUGCAUUCGGAGAUUACUUUGAAAGUUCCUUCUAAUGUAAGCAGAGAAAGAUUGGAUAAUACAGUAAAGUCAUUUAUAGAGGAAGGAUUUGAAUAUACGCACGCAAUGCCAUUGUCCAAUAUCAAUUCUCAAUAUUUUGACGAUAUAUUCGAAGAUUUAAUAACCACUGCCCCCAGGGAGCCAAGAUUCCAGGUCAAUUAUGAAUUAUACUGUCCCGUUGAAGAAGAGGAAAGGUUUACGAGGAAAGAUAGAGAGGACAUCUUCGAUCUACUGGCAGGGAGUGAGAGCAGAACCCCACUAAGGGGACCCGUGGUCAGCAACUCCGAGGCCUCGACGCCCGCCAGCGAAUGGACGUUAUCCUUGGAGCUGGAAGUAUCAGAUAAAUACUCCGACAGCAAGCAAAAGGCGGAGAGGUUCCUGGAGUACAUGUGGCAGCUGGACCUCAGCUGA